AGAAAGAUAUGAAUAGUUAAACUGGAAAAAACAAGGCUGUCAGUUAUCGACAUCGGUUCACUACAGUUUGAGCUGCUGAAUUUGCUUUUGCUGCAGCAGCAUUGAACAUUUGUAUUGAUUUGAAAAAAUGGCAUCCUCGAGUUCAUUCAAUGAUUUUGUCACAUGUCCGUAUAAUAAGGGACACGUAGUGCUACGUGGGCGUCUAACAAAACAUCUGGUACGCUGCAGCCGCAAUUCUGAUACCACAAAUAAAUUGCUUCUUUGUCCCUUUAAUGCAAAUCACCGCUUCAAUGCGGAACAGCUGAAGGCGCACAUAAAAGUAUGCCCGGAACGUGCCAGCUUGGAAAGGUAUGCGGACAAGGAACAAUUGCCAUCGGUGGGUGAAUCUGCAAGCAUAGAUUUGGUUGAAUGUGAGGAAGACUGGGACAAAGAACCCGAUGCUCCAACCUAUAAUCCGAGUGUCUAUUGUGAGGAAAAUUUGGUGAUACGUUCAAGCUGCCUCAAUGGUCAAUCGAAGGCAGCACGUCGAGAUUUUCGAGCCAGUGAACGACGACGUUUUGCUGAAAAACGAUAACAUAUUGCAUAGUAUAUGUAUG
Molecule: messenger RNA, 596 nt
Organism: Drosophila hydei
Lineage: Eukaryota; Metazoa; Arthropoda; Insecta; Diptera; Drosophilidae
Product: gametocyte-specific factor 1 homolog
Exons: 3
Coding region: 128-574 (148 amino acids)
Source: RefSeq, a predicted model, not a curated record